GAUUGUCCCCUCUGCUCUUCCGUAGAAAAUUAAAGUCAGCCCUGGAGAAGCAGGUCGGCCGGUUUGUCCGGCCCCCUCGCGCGUGUGUGGGAGCUCACUCGGCCCUGUUAAUGUCCAGUUUCAGUUUCAGGGGGUGUGUUUGUGUUUUUGGCUCCAGCAGGUCCUGAAUGUCCACCUCCAGCCUAUAAAUAGCUCGAACCAGGCGCCUGGCGCAGCUUCAGGGAUGUCCUGCACUAGGGCGGUGAGCACUGACCUCUCCAUGGUGGACAUCUCCACCCUGGAGGGUCUCCGGACUGAACUGGCUCAGCUGAGGACGCUGGUGGCGACGCUGGAGGCGAAGUUGACGCAGAGGGAGCAGCACGAGCUUGAAUACGAGGCUCUGAAGCGGGAAGUCAGUGAUGUGGGGCAGCAGACGCUGGACGUAUCCAGCUUUUUGGCUGAACUAAAAAAUGAACAGUUUUCAAAAGAAAUAGCCGGUACUGGACACCGUGGUGAAGACCAGUCCGCUCCGCAGGAGCCUGAGGACGCGCUCGAUGUGACUUCCGUUCGUGCAAAUGGACAGACCGCCGCAGAGACCCAGGGAGCUGUGGGUGAAGAUGAAAGCACGCGAGCACUUCAGGGGCUGGAGGAAAGACCUCCACAGUGUAAACACGAGUCAAACCCUGAGCAGAUGUCUUACACUGUGUUCAGUGGUGGAGACCAGCAGACGCUGUUACAGAUGUGUUCGGUGAAGCUGGUGGACUGUGGCAAGAUGGUCAGCCUGGACAACCAUGAUGAAGACACACUGACCUCAGGUGAGCAGCGCCAGUGGUCAUCCUGCAGUGGGAACAGUCAGCAAUCUGGAGAAACGAUUAAGAAGAAAAAGAUUAGGCAAAAGCCAUUGCAUCGGAAGCCUGUCUGGACAUCCAGAUGCCUAAGCAAACUUGCAAGACGCAACAGACGAAGAAGGCCUUAUUCUUGCUCACAGUGUGGAAAGACUUUAGCUACGUUAUCAAGCCUUAAAAUACACAUGAGAGUGCACACGGGCGAGAGGCCUUUCAAGUGCUCUUUCUGUGGUAAGACUUUCAUUCAGUCGGGAUACCUGACAAUCCAUCAGAGGAUACAUACCGGAGAGAAGCCCUACCAGUGCACUCGGUGUGAUAAGGCUUUCCGCGACUCGGGGCAACUCACGACUCAUUUGAGAGCUCAUGCUGGAAUAAAACCUUACCAGUGCUCCGAGUGUGACAAGGCUUAUCCAAAUUCCAGUUCGUUUAAAAUCCAUCAGAGAAUACAUACUGGACAGAAGCCCUACCAGUGUCCCAUUUGUGAGAAACAGUUCUCAUGCUCAUCAAGCCUUAGAAGCCAUCAGGGGUUGCAUGCAAAGCAAAGGCCUCACCAGUGCUCUCAGUGUAGCAAGUCCUUCCUUAAUUCAGCAAAACUCAGAGUUCACCAUAGGACUCAUACUGGAGAGAAGCCCUACCAGUGCCCUCAGUGCAGUAAGACUUUCAGUCAAUCAGGAAGUCUUACGACUCAUCAGAAGUUACAUGCUUCAGAGAGGCCUUACCAGUGCUCUCAGUGUGAAAAGGCGUUCACACGCUCAGUGUACCUUAAAAACCACCAGAGGAAACAUACUGGAGAGAAGCCUUACGAGUGCAACAUGUGUGGUAAAAGGUUUGCACACUCAUCAAUACUGAAAAUACACAAGAGAACACACACUGGAGAAAAGCCUUACCAGUGCUUGACCUGUGAAAAGCAGUUCUCCAGUUUGGCAUUGUUAAUAGGGCAUCGAAUCGUUCACACCGGAGAGAAGAAACACCAAUGCUCUACUUGUGGGAAAAAGUUUGCAUACCCUUCGUUGCUUAAAAAGCACCAAAGGGUCCAUACAAAAGAAAAGCCUUACCAUUGCUCCCAGUGUGAUAAGACAUUUGCUCAGUCUUCAGGUCUCAGAGCCCAUCGGAGGGUACACACUGGAGAAAAGCCGUACCAGUGCUCUGUUUGCGGGGUGAAGUUUUCAAAUUCAUCUACACUAUCAAGGCAUCAGAGUGUCCACACUGGAGAGAGGCCUUACGAAUGCUCUACUUGCAGGAAACAGUUCUCGAGGUAUUCCAAUCUUCGACUCCAUCAGCGGACGCACACAAAUGAAAAGCCUUACCAUUGUUCUCAGUGUGAGAAGACCUUCGCUCACUCAUACAGCCUUAAAAUCCAUCAGCGAAUACAUACAGGAGAAAAACCUUACCAUUGCACUGAGUGUGGUAAGACUUUCACACAGCUGUCGCACCUUCGGAGCCAUCAGAAAGUACAUAUGCCAAGGGCUUAAGGGACAGACGUGACAGGGGUACAUGUCUGAGGACAGUUUGUUAAAGGUUUUGUGCUGGAAUGUAGUAGAAUCUGUUACUACCAAAGGUUUGUCCCCUCUAAAACCAACCUUGAAUUCCUUUAGCUAAUGAGAAGUUUUUGUUGGCUGAUGUUCAUUCUUCAAAAUUAAUGUUUGGUGGUUUUGUGGUUUGAUGCCUAAAAGUGAUACCAUGAAACCACAUUACUUAGGUACUGAGUUACAUAGGUACUGAUUUACUUAGGUACUGAGUUACAUAGGUAUUCAUUUACUUAGACAGUAACUCAGGUAUCAGAUAUCUUCUAAUGCUACCAUGCUUCACUUGGGGGAGUUCUUUGGGAACUUUACAGCAGUACUAACUUACAUUACAUCCACGUGUAAACAACAGGUUUAUUGUCUGUUGGGCAUUGUUGACGAGUGCACAGUCACCCCCUACUUUGAGAUCUGCAUGCAUGAAGCACUGGACUGGUUUAUAAAUUUCAUACCCAGUUUGUCCAGUUUCUACCAAUGUUCAGCCCAAAAUCUCUAAUGGUCACCCUAUGAUAUUCUCGUUAAGAGAUCACGUCUGUACCUGCAAGACAUUUGUACGUCUAGAAAGGGAUAAGAUAGCUGAAUCAGCUCAGGUUCAUGGACAUUGUGGGAGUGAUGAUGCUGUGAUGACUUCUGUAAAUUGGACUGGCUAACUUUACAGCGACUUUGUUUACACAGGGCCCACGUCCUGCAUGUUUCCUGCAUUUUAUUUUCAAUUUAUGAUGUUUGUAGAGUUUUAUGUCUCAAAAAAACCCACAGUUCAUUUUACAUGACCAUUUUCCCAACUUUUCCAUCUAUAACUGCUGUAGGUGAAUGUAUGUAAAUGAGGUUUAUUGUUACCUCAUAAAAGAUUUUAUAUAUAUUGUUUUUUAUAUAGGGACUGUUUGGGACAGAGAGUGAACGGUAUGUUUGAAAAUGUUUUUUGCACUACAUCAAGCUUUUAUUUUAAAUGUUAAAUGUUUAAAGAUAUUUUAUCAUGAGGAAUUUAUUUGUGUGAGCAGAUUUUGGACCAAGACAUCCGUUUAGGCUUCAGUCCAACCUUUUUUGCGUUGGGUAACAUUUUUCUUGCUUCUGGAGAUGACCACUAAUGGGUAGGACAGAAAUGUUUAGGCUUUAAUUUUGGUCAGGGUGGACAGUUAAACCAAGGCUGUGGCUAGGUAUCUUUUUCAAUAUCAGUACAAUACUGAUAGCUUGACUCUGAUACGAUUCCUGAACAGCACCUUUUUGAUAGCUAUUUUAUUAUAAACAAAUUGUGGUUGUGGCUAGAUGAGAAAUUAAUGGGGUGCUGGAAGCGGGUAUAUGGACCUAAUAUGAUGGACCUAAAUGACCUACAAACUCUAAACAACUUUAAAAAGCUGAUGUUGAGAGCAAAUGGACUAUAUAGAUACCCAAUCAGCAGUCUGCUGUUUGGAUUAGAGAUGCUCAUAAGGCUGAUGUCAUAGGUAUUGAAAUUUGGAAUGAUGUGAUAAUUGUCCGAUAAUCUGCACUAUGGGGGCAGUCAUGGGCUGGAGGUUAGGGAACCAGCCUCGUGACCGGAAGGUCGCUGGUUUGAUCCCUAGAGCCGACAGCACAUGACUGAGGUGUCCUUGAGCAAGACACCUAACCCCAACUGCUCC
Messenger RNA from Pygocentrus nattereri (red-bellied piranha), 3957 nucleotides. RefSeq names its product zinc finger protein 883-like. The record is from RefSeq and is a predicted model, not a curated record. Gene Ontology annotation, biological process: regulation of DNA-templated transcription. The transcript is spliced from 3 exons. Gene Ontology annotation, molecular function: DNA-binding transcription factor activity, RNA polymerase II-specific; RNA polymerase II cis-regulatory region sequence-specific DNA binding. Lineage: Eukaryota; Metazoa; Chordata; Actinopteri; Characiformes; Serrasalmidae. Bases 224 to 2296 code for a protein of 690 amino acids.